AUGAACAGAGGUAACUUGAAUGAAAAUGAAAAAAUAUUUGACGGCAUUCAUUCUAACGUUGAAUCUCUACUUUACUCUUGCCUCUCCUAUAAGAACAAAAUUACGAUUUUUCUAUCUAAUUCUAUAGCCACAAUGAAUUGCUUUUACCGCAUACUGGAACAGGACGUCAGAGAAAUUAAGAAAAGCAGGGAAAGUCCAACAAUGGCAUUUAACCCUUUAACUAUCAAUAUAUUUUCCUUAAACAGUCAUAUGAGAAAAAUGUUUAUAAAUGUGCAGAACGAAUUGAAAUAUUUUGAUUCUAGCGUGGUACACUCACUAAUUCAAUUAAAGACAAUGUGUGGAAAAAUUAAAAAAACAAUUAAUCACAAGGAGAGAAUGGAAAGGAAAUUAGGCUCUUUGGAACAUGAAUUAAGUUUAUACAUUAAUUACAAGGAUGUAAACAUGGGUUCACACCAAAGGGUUGAAAAACAUCGUCAAAGAACAAUAAAUAGAAUUUCCAAAUAUAAUGCUAGACAAAAAACAUUGAGCAAAGUUUUAGAACAAAACUUGGAUGUCUUUCAACAAAUGUUUAGGGAUUUUCUUGAUGUUUGGUUCAUAAAUUAUUAUUUUACUACUUUAAGAAUUGCAGCAACACUACACGGUUUUAGUUGGAAUUGUCCUGAGUUAAGGAAAAUUGGACUUUCUGGGUGUACUAAUGGCGUGAUUGACCAAAACCUUUCACCAAUUUCUAAGAGUAACAUAGUGGAAUGUUUCCAUGAAAAUCAAGACUUGGUGAUGGGUGAAAUAGAAAACUUAAAGAUAACAGAUUUUCUAAAUUUUAUGUAA
This is a messenger RNA of Naumovozyma castellii, 825 nucleotides long. RefSeq lists its product as uncharacterized. NCBI's taxonomy places the organism in Eukaryota, Fungi, Ascomycota, Saccharomycetes, Saccharomycetales, Saccharomycetaceae. The transcript has a single exon. The coding region runs from base 1 to 825 and encodes 274 amino acids. The record is from RefSeq and is a predicted model, not a curated record.